This is a messenger RNA of Stegodyphus dumicola, 690 nucleotides long. Its product is annotated as N-acetylglucosamine-1-phosphotransferase subunit gamma-like. Gene Ontology annotation, cellular component: Golgi apparatus. NCBI's taxonomy places the organism in Eukaryota, Metazoa, Arthropoda, Arachnida, Araneae, Eresidae. The record is from RefSeq and is a predicted model, not a curated record.
AAAUAUGAACUGUGUGUCCUUUCAAAAUAUUACUCAGUAUGAAAUUUCUCCUAGAUGGAAUGCAUAUCAUGGAAUUUUGGGAAUCUGGAGUCACUGGGAUAUUGAAAAUAAUACUUUCUCAUCAAUGAUAUAUACUCAUGGGGAUCAUUGUGGGAAUAUUAAUAGAAAAGUCAAAGUUCUUUUAGAGUGUGGAUUUAAAGAAGAAUUAUCAAAUGUGACAGAACCAGAAAGGUGUCAGUAUGUAGCAAUAUUUAAGUCAAAGUAUGUUUGCAAUAGUGAUGCUUUGCUAGUUUAUCCAAGGUUGGAUCCAGAAUCAAGACAUAAAUGGGAUCAACUAAUAACUGAUUUACAUUAUGGCUUUAUAACAGAAAAAGGCUAUCAGGCAGGUUUACAGAAGUUGUUUCAAUCAGCUGGUUUAGCUGAAACAAGAACUGCAAAACCACCAGAUGUUGCAACUACAGAAACAACUUUUAGUGCUGGAAAUACAUUCUCUGAUUUGCUGUCCUGUAAUAAGGAAUAUAAAAAUCUUCAGAAUGAAAUCUCCCAACUAAAUCAGGAAUUAGAGGCAUUAAAGUUACUACUUGACCUUAAUAAAAUACAGAAUAGAACAAAUAAACCUAAGUAAAGAAAUAUUAAAAGUAGAUUCUGAUAUAUUAAAAGUUAAAUAAAUAUAUAUAUUUGCAAAUUGUA